AUGGUGAAUGCAGCAAGUGGUGGAGGGCUAGUGAAUAAGACUCCAGGAGAUGCAACUAGGCUGAUUGCAGAGCUAGCAGAGAAUUCUAGGCAGUUCAGUCAGAGAACUCCCACGCGCCGGGUGAAUGCAGCAAAUUCAAAUACAACUGAGUUAGAGAGUCAAGUAGCUGAUUUGACUUCUAUGAUGCGUGAGUUCAUGGUGAACUCAAGGAAUCCACAGCAACUGAAUGCUUGUGGUUUAUGCACCUCCACAGGACAUCCCACUGAUACAUGUCCUCAAUUACAAGAGGAGCAGAAUGAGCAGGCCAACGCCUUAGGUUUUCAAGGGCAAGGUCCGCAAAGAAGAUAUGAUCCCUUUUCAAAUACCUACAACCCAGGAUGGAGAGAUCAUCCAAAUUUGAGAUAUGGGAAUUCCCAAGGAAACCAACAACAUCAGCAUGCUCAAGGUCAACAACAGUUUCAGCAAUAUAGGGCACCGUUCCUAACACCUCAAGGCCAAAGCUCUAAUUCAGGUAAUAUGUCAACUGAAGAAAUGAUUAGAUCACUAACUUCUAAUGUUUCUACCAUGCAGCAGAAUAUGAUGCAGUUUCAACAAGAAACCAGAUCAAGUAUUCAAAACCUGGAGAAUCAAGUCAGUCAAAUCUCAAGUGCAGUAAGCCGACUUGAAGCUAAGGACUCUGGAAAGCUUCCAUCCCAAACGGAGCUGAACCCUAAGCAACAAGUUAAUGCAAUAACAUUGAGAAGUGGCAAAAAGUUGCAAGAAACUGUAGUUGCACCUAAGAAGGCUAAAGACUUGAUUGGAGUUGAGGAGGAGGAAGUAGAACAAGAAACUAAGGCGAAUCCUCCAACCUUUACCUCUUAUGAGCCUGUGCCACCUUUCCCAGAAGCCUUGCAAGAUACUCGAAGGUAUGAGAAAGACAAGGAUAUUUAUGAGACUUUCAGCAAAUGUGAGGUAAAUAUGCCCCUCUUGAAUGUGAUUAAAAGUGUUCCUCGUUUUGCUAAGUUUAUGAAGGAACUGUGUACGAUCAAGAGAAAGCACAGGUUGAGAGGAAAAGAAAAAGUAAAGGUGAGUGCUCAUGUUUCUGCGGUUUUCCAAAAGAAAAUCCCAGAAAAAUGUGGUGAUCCUGGUAUGUUUAUUGUUCCUAUUACAAUAGGAGACACCACAUUGCACCGAGCUAUGUUGGACCUAGGUGCAUCAAUCAAUGUCAUUCCCUACUCCCUGUUUAAAUCUUUAAAACUUGGACCUUUACAUGGAACUGGGGUAGUGAUUUAG
Chenopodium quinoa (quinoa) is the source of this 1272-nucleotide messenger RNA. RefSeq lists its product as uncharacterized. The record is from RefSeq and is a predicted model, not a curated record. The transcript has a single exon. The coding region runs from base 1 to 1272 and encodes 423 amino acids. NCBI's taxonomy places the organism in Eukaryota, Viridiplantae, Streptophyta, Magnoliopsida, Caryophyllales, Amaranthaceae.